This is a messenger RNA of Nanorana parkeri, 3825 nucleotides long. It is a transcript of the gene QKI, whose product is annotated as QKI, KH domain containing RNA binding. The record is from RefSeq and is a predicted model, not a curated record. NCBI's taxonomy places the organism in Eukaryota, Metazoa, Chordata, Amphibia, Anura, Dicroglossidae. Gene Ontology annotation, cellular component: nucleus. Bases 50 to 1123 code for a protein of 357 amino acids. Gene Ontology annotation, molecular function: mRNA binding. Gene Ontology annotation, biological process: regulation of mRNA splicing, via spliceosome. The transcript is spliced from 9 exons.
UUAUACGUCUAUUUUUUUCGUAAAAAUUUUUCUCUUCCGAGAUUGGAUAAUGGUGGGGGAAAUGGAAACAAAGGAGAAGCCGAAGCCGACCCCAGACUAUCUAAUGCAGCUAAUGAACGAUAAGAAGCUGAUGAGCAGUCUGCCCAACUUCUGCGGGAUAUUUAACCACCUGGAGAGACUUCUGGAUGAAGAGAUCAGCAGAGUGCGGAAGGACAUGUACAAUGACACAAUGAAUGGUAGCAACAAUGACAAGAGAAGUGCAGAACUGCCAGAUGGUAUUGGACCUAUUGUACAGUUACAAGAAAAACUUUAUGUGCCUGUGAAAGAAUACCCUGAUUUCAAUUUUGUUGGGCGUAUUCUGGGUCCCAGAGGACUAACUGCAAAACAGUUGGAAGCAGAGACUGGCUGUAAGAUCAUGGUCCGAGGCAAAGGUUCCAUGAGGGAUAAGAAAAAGGCUGUCACCAACAUAUUGGAAUGCAGUAUGUUGGCUUUAAACAAGGAGGAACAGAAUAGAGGGAAGCCAAACUGGGAGCACCUGAAUGAAGACUUGCAUGUACUAAUAACCGUGGAAGAUGCCCAGAACAGAGCAGAGCUUAAGUUAAGAAGAGCGGUGGAAGAAGUGAAAAAGCUACUGGUUCCAGCAGCUGAAGGAGAAGACAGUUUAAAAAAGAUGCAGUUGAUGGAACUGGCCAUCCUAAAUGGCACCUACAGGGACGCUAACUUAAAAUCACCAGCCCUUGCCUUUUCUCUUGCAGCAACAGCUCAGGCCCCACGGAUUAUAACUGGGCCUGCGCCUGUUCUGCCACCAGCUGCUCUGCGUACACCUACGCCAGCUGGCCCUACCUUAAUGCCUUUGAUCAGACAAAUACAGACAGCGGCUGUGAUGCCAAAUGGAAGCCCUCAUCCUACGGCAACACUAGUCCAACAAGGACCAGAGACUGGCUUGAUCUACACACCAUAUGAUUAUCCUUAUACCUUGGGUCCAGCUACAUCAAUUCUCGAGUAUCCUAUUGAUGCAAGUGGGGUAUUAGGUGCGAUGGCAAGUAAAGCGCGAAGGCAUGAUAUGCGGGUCCAUCCUUACCAAAGGAUUGUGACCGCAGACAGAGCCGCCACCGGCAACUAACCUAUGACCUUCUGACCUCUGAAUUCUUCACCCAAUGAUGACCUGACCAUGCCUGCCUGCUGAUCAGUUAACUGGUAAUCGCCUCUGCUUGUCUGUCUUUGGUGCAGCGAGCUGAGGCAUUUGUCCGUUCGUCUUACCAUCUAACAAGACACACAGAGAAAUAGUUUUCUUCCACCUCCUUUUUUAUUUGUUUUUGGUUUUCAUCCCCGGAUUGGGCGAAAGUGAUUCUAGAACCUGCACUGAAUAAUAGAAAAGCAAUAAGGUCCAUUUCAGCCCUCCGCACUGAUCAUAUUUUAAUGUCCUAACCAAACGAACGGUCUAAAAGCUUCACCUAGAGUACUGGCAAGACAUCUGAUCCUCAACUACCAAUGACAGAGGCAGUUACUGUGAGAAACUUUUAGGGAACUUUAUUUUGUCUUUUCUCUUGUAUUGUGAAGUGAGAAGCUGAAUGUACUGUGUUGUGAUGAUGCAUCAUGCAUGAACCUGAUUGGUCAGGGAUUUUAACUGGUGAAGUUAAUUACAUAUUUAAGAAAAUUAUUGAAAUAUAAAUUGGUAUUUAGUCACUACAGUGCCCUCCCAGGGUCAAAACAUUGCAAUCUGUUCUAUUUGUAAUAUUGCCUGCCAAAUUUGUUACAUUGAUAAGGGUGCCAUGAAAAAAUUAUAACUUUUUUUAACCUUUAAAAAUUAUACUGCAACACUGGUAUUCAAAUCAACUGUUGUAAUGCAAUUAGCAAAAGAUUACUUUUCAAAGCCUCAUGUAAUAUUACAUUGGUAUAAGGUACAUGCAUUAUGUAUCACAUUACUGGGCAAAGUGUUUAAGUAUUUGUUUGAGACCUCCCUGUAUAGAAACAAACAUUAAGGAUGUAAAAGCCAUGCUUGCCUAUUGCUAUAUAAUUGUAAUGAAAUUGUAGAUAUAAGUGUAGUGCAUUGAAAAAAAAAUGAACAAAAAUUAGAUACUUUUACUAUACAAGGGUGCUGGUGCAGAGAAAAAUAUAUUUUUGGAAAUGUAGCAUUUUAUACUUUGAAGUGUUAUAAAAAAACAGGAAAAAAAACAAAAAAAGAAAACCCUUUUAUUGCAUUGAAUGAUUUUUGGUGGUAGUCAAGGAAUAAGACCAAAAAGAGCCUUUUGUCUUUUUUUUUCUCCAACUUUUUGUUCUUUUUAUUUUCAGCAUUGGUAUAAGUUAAUUGAAAAAAAGUGCCUUAUUUUUCUCCAUGAUCAUUUAGUCCAGUGUCUUGUAUUUUUUUUAAUUCAGGGUCAAGGGGUCUGUAGUUUUUUUUUUGCCAAGCAAGUUUUAAGAGGCCACAUUUAAUUCGUGAGCACUUUGAGGCAUUCUAAAGAUUAAUCUUGCAAGUCAGUCGCCCAGUAUAGUAUAUAUAUUAAAUAUGAAAAAUAAUCUGUAACACAUACUGUGCUUUUGCCAAGAUAUUUUCAAGUAGCCAUUUUUAUUUCAACUUAGGAGAUGUCAAAUUUUGUAUUGACUUACGUCUGCAUAUUUAGAUCAAUUUUGUAAUUUCAGUUGUUUCGCCAUAACACUUGGGUGCCAUUUUUUUUUUAAAGAAAAUUUGGCAAUGACCUAGCACAUUUUCCAUCACAUUAUCAACUUUCUGUUUCUUAUGGAAACUCUGGUAAAGGUCAAGCAGUAAAUCUAAAAUGUUAAGAUUUCAAACACUUUUGCGGUGACCUCAUAGUCUAUUUCGUCACACUGAAACAAAUUAAUAGUUAUAAUUUACUAUGCAACAGACAUUCAUCCUAUUCUUUUUAGCAGCUAGCUUUUAUUUAACAUGCCACCAGCUUUGUCUUCCUGGUCAUUUAUUAUUCUAUAUUUUGUUUAAAUGCAUCAAAUUUCAUCCCUUCGCUGGGAAUUGUUUGAACAAUUUUGCGACACUUGCGCAUUUAGAGAGAUCAACUAGUUUUAAUAUCAGUAUUUGAUCCAGUUUCAUCUCAAGCUGCAAUAAACCUGGAUAUUUUUGUCAUUUUAUUUUUUUAUUUUUUUUUAAUAGUGGAUAAGGUGCAAGUCUAUUGAAUAGAUAUGUGACACUUAAUUUGUGAGUGCUAUGAACAAACAGAUGGGUCAACAUUAAAAAAGCAUGAAAUAUGAAAUCUCCAAAUGCCUUGGAUUUCAGUAUUAUGAAUUUUAUGUUUUUAUCAUUUUAGGUAGAUUUCAGUCUUUAGUUUUUCCUUUGACAGUAUUAUCUAUAUAUAUAUUUUUUUUUUUAUUAUUAUUUAGAAUGAUUUAGAUGGGAGUGUCGCUGAUAUGUAACCAUACAGAUGAAUUGUAUUUGUCUUUUCUUUAUUACCUUUAGUAGUUUCAUGCUAUGUAUGUAUCAUGCCAACCUAUUGCCUAAAAGAACCUGUAAAAUAAUGUAUUUACAGCCAUUGUUACAAGUUUAUAAUGUAUUUUUCUAUCUUGUUUUAUAUGUAUGUUAUAUAACAUUCAAAAGGAGUUUUUCCUGGUUGAGAAAAAGGAUACAAAAAUGUAAAACCCACGAUUUUGAUAACUAAAACAAUGCCAAUUGUUUUGCAGUACUUUAUUAUAUUGGGAGUGUUGUCUUUCUUGGCUUUUAGUUAGCGACUGGAUGACAUUAGACAUUGGGUUUUAGUUGGGUUUUUACAUGGCUUGCAUUUUAAUUCUUUGGUUCUUUGCUGUUUCUAUUAACCCCAUAGCAUUAUUUUAAUAAAUGUUAUAAUACCAAGAUACUAA